Messenger RNA from Tribolium castaneum (red flour beetle), 1386 nucleotides. Its product is annotated as alpha-tocopherol transfer protein. The record is from RefSeq and is a predicted model, not a curated record. Lineage: Eukaryota; Metazoa; Arthropoda; Insecta; Coleoptera; Tenebrionidae. The transcript is spliced from 6 exons. Bases 305 to 1234 code for a protein of 309 amino acids. Gene Ontology annotation, cellular component: membrane. Gene Ontology annotation, molecular function: phosphatidylinositol bisphosphate binding.
AAACAAAUUCGGAAUUGUUUGAGGACGUCCGAAUCGUCCAGUUCUAAGUCAAUGAUAUUUCAUUGACGAUCAAGGUAUUCAGUUAAUUCAGUGGUGGAUGCGGUACAAAAGUCCGGUCCUGUUACUAUGAGGUCUUAAAGAGUCAGGAAAUCCACCAAAACACCCGAAAUUCGCACCCGCCCUCUCCGAAGAAGGCCACCAGAUCAAAGCUCUGCCUUAGCCGUGAAGAGAACCGGCGUGGAGGUCGGCCCCAUCCGCGCUUAUAAAUAGAAGCAUGCGACCUCUUGCCUGACUUCAGUCGACAAUGGUGCAAAAGCGGAAAGUGGACGCCUUCUUCGAGGCACCCAACGAACUCGUGGAGUUCAUCAAACGCGAGAUCGGCGAAGAUGACGACCGGAUCAAACACGUGGAGGAUUUACUCCAGCAGAGGGUGCACUUCGACAAACACAUGCCCAAAAACUACGACAAAGCCAUGGCGCGCAAUUUCAUACGCGGGGCCAAAUUCAACCUGGAGAUCACCCGCAGGAAGCUGGAGGGAUACUUUUUGGCCAAGAAGGCCUUCCCCAUGUUCUACCACAACAGGAACCCCAACUGCAAGGACUUGCUGCGGGCCUUCGAUACGGUGAACAUCGCACGUAUGCCGAAAUUGACGCAAGAUGGCGAACGCGUUUGUAUUUUGUCACUGGCUGAUUCAAACCCCGAUAAUUUUAUAAUGUUGGAUGUUUUGAAGCUGUUCUGGAUGCUGUACGACUUGACCCUCACGUGCGACCUUCCCAUCACCAGCGAAAUAUUCAUCUUCGACUGUGCGUCCGCCAAACCCGAACAUUUGGUGAAAUUCCUCAGCAGUUCGUUCAAAAAUUCGGUCUCGAUUCUUCAAGACGCGUACGCGGCCCGCGUUAGUCAACUACACGUCGUCAAUUGUCCGACAAUGGCCGAGAAAGUGAUCGCCGCCGUUCGGCCCCUCAUCCACGAAAAAGUCAAAAAAAGGUUUAUUGUUCAUAAAGGUGUGGAAUCGCUGCUUAAUCACUUGCAACCGAAAGUGCUACCGGCCGAAUACGGGGGACAUCUGGAAAGUAUCAGGGAUUAUAGUAGGUCAUGGCAGGAGAUACUCGUGGCGAAUGCGGAUUGGUUUGAGGGACAAGAGGGCGUGACUAUCACAGGAACGCCCCCACGCGGGAUUAACAAGUUUGAUAAUGGCCUUGAGGGUAGUUUUAGACAGUUGAAUAUCGAUUAGUUUAAGGCUCGACUGUGAUUAUUUCAUUUCAUUUUUAUUUUCCACAAACAAUACAAAAUAACUCUUACAAAAAAAAACAACAACACUUGGCAACUAAAACCCUAACCUAGAAUUAAGUCAUCGGAAAAAUAGAUGUUCUUCCUUAAUUAAGA